Messenger RNA from Guyanagaster necrorhizus, 723 nucleotides. RefSeq lists its product as uncharacterized. Bases 1 to 723 code for a protein of 240 amino acids. Lineage: Eukaryota; Fungi; Basidiomycota; Agaricomycetes; Agaricales; Physalacriaceae. The transcript is spliced from 7 exons. The record is from RefSeq and is a predicted model, not a curated record.
AUGGACCCUCAUUAUGGGAAGUCGAAUGAUGACACCUAUCCUGCUAAUCGACCGUACUUCGACGUGCCUCCACCACAUGCCGUAACGGAACCACGCCAAAAAUUUGGUGCCUCGGUUUAUCUUACAACAAGCAGCAUCGUUGGGUUUAAGGAGCGGUUCAGCCUCUUAUUCUUCAUCAUUUUCGGGGGCGCUCUCGCAGGAUACUGUCUCCAUGGCGCACGGACUAUGAAUUUCGCGUUGAUGAAGAAAUACUCAGCAAGUGAAUGGUUCUGGUUUGGCAAGGAGCCAUUCAAAGCCAAUUAUGCGUUACACAUAUAUACCGCCGUCAUUGGCGGAAUAUUCUCUCUCUUUCAGUUCCUCCCAGCAAUUCGACGUCACGCUAUACUUGUGCACCGUCUAAAUGGAUAUUUUGUCCUAAUACUAUUGGUCCCCUCUAACGUCUGCGGCGCCAUCAUAGGCUACAGGGCUUUUGGCGGAGAAGUAAACUCUCAAUCAGUGUAUUACACCCUCGGCAUACUCUCCGCCGGAUGCCUUAUCAUGGGGUUAUCAAAUGUGAAGAAGAACACAAGAGAACACCGCAAGUGGAUGCUCCGUGGUGUGGUGAUAUUUAGCGUGGUCAUCACCACACGUCUGAUGGCCCUAGCCGCCGAGCAAAUAGUAACCGACAUUGGGAACUACUACACUGUGCGUGCGAACACAUGUUGUGAUCUUUUCAAUGCAUAG